Notechis scutatus (mainland tiger snake) is the source of this 609-nucleotide messenger RNA. The record is from RefSeq and is a predicted model, not a curated record. Lineage: Eukaryota; Metazoa; Chordata; Lepidosauria; Squamata; Elapidae.
AUGUCAGAUGAUUGGGCUGCGGAAGUUUCUUUCAACUACAAGGAAACAAAUGAAUUUCCUGUUACUUCUCGAAGCCCUACAUCUGGUGAAGAAGACUGGCAUUGCACAGCCCUAUUCUUUUUUUCUUUUUCUUCAUAUUUUUUAUAUAUUGCAGGUUAUCCAAGUUCUCCUGGACAGUUGUUUCCUGACACUCAGCUGGAUGGAUAUCAAUCCAAAGAAGAACUAUUUUAUAUUCCCUAUAAAUCAGCUAAAUUAUACAUUACCAAGAUUGUAAAAGACAUGCACCAGAUGAAAAUCAGAUACGUGAAAGUUAUCAAAGAGCUGGAGCAUGUUGGAAAAGAAAGCCAGGUAACUGAAAAUAGAGAAACAGAGAUGAAUGCAAGAGAAAUUAAAUCUGACACCAUAACACAGAAUGGACAAGGUUGCUUUGUGGUGGAUAUAGAAGAAAUACAAGAUUACUUACCAGAAAAGAAAUUUCUGUUGGAAGUUAAAACCAAUCUGGAACAGGUCAGAUCAUCACUGCAGAAACGAGAAACAGAACUCAAGGAUCUUCUACAAACUGAACAUUGGUGCAACCUUCAAAUUACAGAAACAGAAAUGAUGCAAUGA